Bipolaris sorokiniana ND90Pr is the source of this 1520-nucleotide messenger RNA. RefSeq lists its product as uncharacterized. The coding region runs from base 137 to 1276 and encodes 379 amino acids. The record is from RefSeq and is a predicted model, not a curated record. Gene Ontology annotation, molecular function: metal ion binding; alcohol dehydrogenase (NAD+) activity. Gene Ontology annotation, cellular component: mitochondrion. NCBI's taxonomy places the organism in Eukaryota, Fungi, Ascomycota, Dothideomycetes, Pleosporales, Pleosporaceae. The transcript has a single exon.
AACAGAAGGAGCUGUGAAUUAAGGAAGCCUCUGUCACACACAUACAUUCCGAAUCACUGUAACAUUACGGACGCGAGACUCCUUGGGUCUAUUUACAGCGUGCGAUACAAAUCUACGGUCCAAAUCCAAGCCCAAAAUGACCGAGGCGACGAACCACCCUCUCUCUGGCUUAUGGCAGCCCACACAACUGCAAAGACUGUAUUACGGCGCAGAUUCAGUAACGAAGUAUCUAAUUGCCUGCCUCCCAAAGUCAUCUAGCAAGGCCUUUAUCAUUACGGGUACCUCGCUGGCUAGCAAGACUCCCUUGGUGAAGCAAGUCGAAGAGCUCUUGGGGGAAAAACAUGCCGGGACUUUCAGCAGGAUUGGCGAACAUGCACCUGUUGCCGAACUUGAUGAAGCGACCGAAUUAGUGAAAAAAGAUGAAACUAUCGACACUGUCAUCUCCAUUGGCGGUGGAAGUCCCAUCGAUAGCGCCAAAGCCAUCAGCUAUCGUUUACACGAAAAGACUAGAAACUUUCUAUAUCACAUUACUAUUCCCACCACUCUGGGUGCAGCUGAAUGCACCUUCAUAGCAGGCUACACAGGAUUCGAUGGAGUGAAGAUAGGCGUCAGAGCAAAAGAGCUCGUCCCAAGCGUCGUCAUCUAUGACUCCAAAUUUGCUCUAUACACACCUGAGCGGCUAUGGACGAGCACUGGUGUGCGCGCCAUGGACCAUGCUGUGGAAUUGCUCUAUCAUCCCACCGCUUCCGAAAUGCCUGCGCGAUGGCUGGCGUUGCAGAGCGCAGCAAUUUUAUUCGAGGCAUUACCCAAGUACAAACAAGAUCCCAAGGACGAAGACAACAUUACUAAGCUCCAACUGGCUGCUUAUGGAUCGCUAGGUUUUAUAGGCUACAACCUCGAAGGCGGCAUUGGACCCUCUCACGCCCUAGGUUACGCCCUUGGUUCUCCAUAUGGCAUACCGCAUGGAAUCACAUCCUGCCUUACGCUCGGUCAUGUUGUCAAGUUGAAGGCCCAAGAUCCUGCUGCUGCAGAGCAAAUCGCCCGUCUCCUUCCGUUUAUUGGCGAAAGUGCCUCUGGGGACACCAAGGUGGAUGCGGAAAUAGUCGGGGAUAGGAUUUUGAAGCUGGUCAAGGACUUGGAGUUGGGUAACGAUCUGAGUAACUACAAGGUCGGCAAAGAUCAGAUCCCUAUUAUCACGGAAAGAGCAACGGGUGGGAUGAAAGACGGUGCUGUUUACGAUGCUGUCGAGGGGUUGGUGAAGGGGUUAUUUGUGUGAUACAUUGGAUAAAGGAGUUGAUCAGCUGGCUAGAUAGGAAACGGGAUGGCCAUGAUGAGAUGGAGAAUUUCUAUUAAAGUCAGUUUCAUUGCAGAUGACUUGUGAUGUAUAUGUAAGCGAAAAAAUUUAACUCGAAGUAAAUAGUAUACAAGCAGAGACCAUCGGGCUGAUUUUGACGAGGUUGUUCCGGGCUUUCAUUUCGCUCGCUUCUUUCCGAGAUCCACUAGUUACUACAAGUAGCUUU